Molecule: messenger RNA, 3909 nt
Organism: Oncorhynchus kisutch (coho salmon)
Lineage: Eukaryota; Metazoa; Chordata; Actinopteri; Salmoniformes; Salmonidae
Product: transcription factor PU.1
Exons: 5
Coding region: 436-1245 (269 amino acids)
Biological process (GO): cell differentiation; regulation of transcription by RNA polymerase II
Cellular component (GO): nucleus
Molecular function (GO): sequence-specific DNA binding; DNA-binding transcription factor activity, RNA polymerase II-specific
Source: RefSeq, a predicted model, not a curated record
CUAAAAGACUUGACAGUUGAGGCAGGCCUUGAAAUGAUUGGCUGGUUUGGGAGGCGACGCAAUUGAGCCUUAAUAAAUGUGAGAUGUUAGAAUCUCCCCCUGACAAAUCACCAAUGACCAGGAACCGCCACCAGACACACUGAGAUGUGUACACCCACAAAGAUAUACAGAAGUCAAAAUAUCAGGUUCCCUUUUAAUUUUCAGUCAUUGAGUAGGGCUAAUUUAUUUUAUUUUAUUAGACAAAAUUUGAGUCCCAGAGAGUAGCUUGGCUUACAAGUGGAUAAAGUUGUGUAGGCAGAGGGAGACAUUUUGGGUUUCGUUUGGUGAGAGGAAAUUUGGUAAACGUUGUGCAAUGGUGCGGGAAAAGUUUUGAAAGAGUGUGAGAAACAAUUGAAGCUAAGUGCCUGAAGUAGGUCGGUUCAAGAAGAAGCCUUCAUGUUGCAUCCGUACAGAAUGGAGGGGUACCUCAUCUCACCUGGUCCUGCAUCAGAAGACAUGUACGAACCCGACAUCUAUAGACAACAGAUGUCAGAAUAUUCAUAUCCGUAUGUCAUCGAUGCAGAGAGUCAAGGAGAUCACUGGGACUAUCACACCACUCAUCAUGCCCAUCCUCUGGACUUUGACAACCUCCCAGGGGGCCACUUCACUGAGCUCCAGAGUGUCCAGCAACUACAUCUACCCAGUAUGGCUCGUUACAGCGAUGUUGACACUCUCUCUCUGGACCCUGGCCUUGGGGGACACAACCAUGCCCUACCCCCACCGGUGCCAUAUUACCCUCGUGCCAUGGGCUACUUGCACCCCUCUCCUCAGACGAUGAGGAGCUCAGACGACGAGGAGCCAGGAGGCCGCAGCCCUCCACUAGAAGUGUCCGAUGAGGAGUGUCUGAGGGACCACAUCGCCCACGUAACAAGGGGAGAAUUGGGCAACAAGAAGAAGAUCCGUCUGUACCAGUUCCUGCUGGAUCUGCUGAGGAAUGGGGACAUGAAGGACAGUAUCUGGUGGGUGGACAGGGACAAGGGCACCUUCCAGUUCUCCUCGAAACACAAGGAGGCACUGGCACAUCGGUGGGGCGUACAGAAGGGCAACCGCAAGAAAAUGACCUACCAGAAGAUGGCACGGGCUCUUCGCAACUACGGCAAGACAGGCGAGGUCAAAAAGGUCAAGAAGAAGCUGACUUAUCAGUUCAGUGGUGAAGUGCUGGGGGGGAGGUCUCACUUGGAGAGGAGGCCAUAUUCCCAUUUGUAGAGGGAGAAACAUAGUGGAAGUCCUGAAAAGGGUAGUGACAGCGAGAGAUAGUUAACUGUAUAUAGUAUUGUUUGUGUUCAAAUCAACAAUAACUGUUUUUGCUGCUCUUGUAAAAAGCAUUUAUGUGAACGUCAAAGCCAGUGACUUAAUGGAAUCUGACAAUUAGCACAUUUUGACUCAAUGAUUGCACACACACAUCUGGACCUUUUACAUUCCAUUAGCACUUAGAAAUAGGGCUGUUUUAAAUGAUACUGUCAAUCAUUAUCACCAGAAUGCUUACAGGAGUGAUAAUACAGAUGACCACUAGAAGUCCUCAGAGAUCUCCUUUCUUCUACGCACUGUUGGACUCACUGACCAUUGUGCACAUUUGACAUCAAUUAGACUUGGAUGCAACGUUAACAAACAAAAAGACUGAUAAAGAACUCUUUAGCAUUAAUGACAUUGAUUUGAUACUCUGAAAUGCACUGACUUUGGAUAAGCAAUUCCUGUUGCUUAACCUUUGCUGUAGCAGCACACAAACACAACAUAUUAUACGUUAGCUUUUGCUAAUCAGAUUUGAGUAUUCAGCCAAGCCGUGGUAUAAAGCUUAUAUCUUUGUAUGAUGGUAUUACAUGUGUAUUACAUACUAACUCAUGUUAGCUCAAGACUUUGGGAAGUAAAACCCUUCUGAACAUUGGGAGACCUGCAACCUUUCCGGAUCCUCCCCUUGACUAUUACUUCCCUGUCACAUCCCAUUGACUUGUUCCUGAAAUGGGGGAGGGUGAAGAGGCUUGUGACCCAGCCCUUAUCGUCUGCUUGUGUUCAAAAAUGAAGCACAGACCCAUGCCUCCUCUGAGCUAAGGUGCAAUCUAUACCUAGCCUAAGAAUACCAACACAGGGAUAUUUCUCCCAUGCUCUCAAUCAUAGACCCCUGUUUGAACUGUAUGAAAGUGUAUAUGACCAGUUGUUCUUCCGUACUCUAUGUGCUCUCUGUAUAACACAUGUUGGCAUGUUUGGAUGUUGGCAUGACUCAGUUACAUAUCUGCAUGUGAGGAACUCGAAAGCAUUUCUAUUUCUCACACGCCAUGUGGUUUUAGUCGACUCAUCCUCGCAUUGUUCCAGCACAUCACAGACUGGCUUUAGCAAAUCCUCUGGGAAUCACAGCCAUCUACGCAGAACCCCAGUGGCCGAGCCAGAUAAUAUAUAGACAUGUGGGCAGCCAUGGAGACUUUACUGGGCCCGCUGGCAGCAGACAAGGCCACCCCGUCCCCCACCAUCCACCCACCCCCAACCCAGUUAUGUGGCAGCUGAAGCCUGUAGGUGUAAAUAAUUCUGGGUGCUGACACAGCUCUAUGAUGGGAGCACAGGGCACAGUCUGCUGUGAAAAGUGACACAAAGUGAGGUAUCCAGGGAGGACACCAUCAAGAGACAGAUAAUAGUUUUAAGUGUAUUUUCCCUACAGUUCCUCUGGGAUAAAUCAAUUAAUAAAUACAACUGAGGAGACAUAAAGGACAGGGAUAUAGUUAGAAUAAUUCAAUUGAAUAAUGCAAAAUCAUAGAAACAGUGAGGGUUGAUUUAAGUGAACCCUCCGGCAUUUAUUACUGACUGAGCAAUAAAACAAGGUUGAAAAUAAAAGCAUAUACAGUACCAGUCAAAAGUUUGGAUACACAUACUCAUUCAAGGGUUUUUCUUUAUUUCUGCUACUUUCUACAUUAUAGAAACUAUGAAAUGAUGUAGUAACCCCCCCAAAAGUUAUAUUGUAUAUCAACAUAUAUUUUAGAUUUUAGAUUCUUCAAAGUAGCCACCCUUUUCCUAAAUGACAGCUUUCAACACUCUUGGCAUUCUCUCAGCCAGCUUCACCUGGAACGCUUUUCCAAUAGUCUUGAAGGAGUUCCCACAUAUGCAGAGCACUUGUUGGCUGCUUUUCCUUCACUCUGCGGUCGAACUCAUCCCAAACCAUCUCAAUUGGGUUGAGGUCGGGUGAUUGUGGAGGCCAGGUCAUCUGAUGCAGCACUCCAUCACUCUCCUUCUUGAUCAAAUAGCCCUUACACAGCCUGGUGUGUUUGGGUCAUUGUCCUGUUAAAAAUAAAUGAUAGUCCCACUAAGCACAAACAAGAUGGGAUGGCGUAUCGCUGCAGAAUACUGUGGUAGCCAUGCUAGUUAAGUGUGCCUUGAAUUCUAAAUAAAUCACUGACAGUGUCACCAGCAAAGCUCUCCCACACCAUCACACCUCGUCCUCCAUGCUUCACUGUGGGAACCACACAUGCGGAGAUCAACCGUUCACCUACUCUGUGUCUUAUAAAGAAAACCCUGUGUCUUAUAAUUUUUUUUUUCAAAGGACAGAUUUACACCAGUCUAAUGUUUAUUGCUCGUGUUUCUUGGCCCAAGCAAGUAUCUUCUUCUUAUUGGUGUCCUUAAGUAGUUGUUUCUUUGCAGCAAUUCGACCAUGAAGGCCUGAUUCAUGCAGUCUUUGAUGAACAGUUGAUGUUUAGAUGUGCCUGUUACUUGAACUCUGCAGCCCAAAUGAAUGCUUCACAAUCUGAGGUGCGGUUAACUCUAAUGAACUUAUCCUCUGCAGCAGAGGUAACUCUGGGUCUUCCUUUCCUGUGGCGGUCCUCAUGAGAGCCAGUUUCAUCAUAGCGCUUAAUGGUUUUUACGACCGCACUUGAAUAAACUUGAAAAGUU